CUACAAGAAGAUGGCGACCACCAACGGUUGGCUGGGGGCUCGUUACGACUGCGUCUUGGAGGGCGGCGACCUGAUCUCCAUCACCUCGCCAUACGAGGAAAUCUUUGUGAAGGAGCAAAUGGGCGACAAGCCGUUCUGGAUCGGACGCUCCAAUCUGAAAUGCAACCAGGCCUGGUGUCAGUUUUUUGAAGCGGGAGAAAAAAGCCUGUCUUUGUUCGACGACACCGCUGCGACGCCGACCUAUGCCAACUGGGACUCGCGUCAAGGAAGAAUCGCCGACGUUGGUUCCUGCGCGUACGUCAACCAAGGUGCACACGGAGGCAGUCAGCCUGGCAAGUGGAGACAUGGCUCGUGCGGAUCCUCCUUGGCGUACAUGUGCGAGCGGCCGCUCGACGCCUGCCCGGAGGGACGGCUGUGUUCCUACAAAGACUACGGAUUAGGCUACAAUCGAGUGGAGAGACUCUUGCUAUCACUUUGA
This is a messenger RNA of Syngnathus acus (greater pipefish), 478 nucleotides long. RefSeq names its product secretory phospholipase A2 receptor-like. Lineage: Eukaryota; Metazoa; Chordata; Actinopteri; Syngnathiformes; Syngnathidae. The transcript has 5 exons. The record is from RefSeq and is a predicted model, not a curated record. The coding region runs from base 11 to 478 and encodes 155 amino acids.